Molecule: messenger RNA, 1068 nt
Organism: Aspergillus heteromorphus CBS 117.55
Lineage: Eukaryota; Fungi; Ascomycota; Eurotiomycetes; Eurotiales; Aspergillaceae
Product: Ldh family oxidoreductase
Exons: 1
Coding region: 1-1068 (355 amino acids)
Molecular function (GO): oxidoreductase activity
Source: RefSeq, a predicted model, not a curated record
AUGUCCGAACCCUCCCAACAAAUCCACCACAUUAACCCCUCCGACCUCGAGACCUUCGUCCACAACAUCCUAGUAGGCAACGGUGUCUCGAAAGAACAUGCCACCACCAUCUCGAACUGCCUCGUGCAAGCCGAUCUCCGGGGCGUCGACACCCACGGCUCCAACCGCAUCCCAUCAUACAUGAAACGGGUACGCCAGAAGGUUCUCGACCCGUCCGCCACCCCCGAACUCACCCAAAUAACCCCCGUAGUUGCGUCCGUCGACGGCAAGAACGCAUUCGGGUUCGUCUCGGCGCACCUGGGGAUGGAACGAGCCAUCGGAAUGGCCCAGGACUUCGGCAUCGGGAUGGUCUCGAUCAAACACUCCAACCACUUCGGGAUGUCCGCGUGGCUGGUCCAACAAGCCAUCGACGCAGGGAUGAUGUCCCUCGUCUUCACCAACUCCUCCCCCGCGCUGCCCGUCUGGGGCGGCCGCUCCAAACUCAUGGGCGUAUCGCCCAUCGCAUGCGGCGCGCCCGCUGGGACCGAGCGCCCCUUCAUCCUCGACAUGGCGCCCUCCAUCGCCGCGCGGGGCAAGAUCUACAAAGCGCUCCGUCGCGGCGAGAAGAUCCCCACGGACUGGGCCCUCGACGGCGAAGGCAACCUGACCGACGACCCCGCCCGGGCCCUCGAGGGCGUGAUGCUCCCCAUGGGCGGACCCAAGGGCUCGGCCCUCUCCAUCAUGAUGGACGUCUUCUCCGGCGUAUUGUCGGGUUCUGCCUUCGCGGGCCACGUGACGAAUCCGUAUGAUCCGUCCAAACCGGCUGACGUAGGCCAUUUCUUGAUUGCCAUCAAGCCGGAUCUGUUCAUGAGUUUGGAGGAUUUCAAAUCGCGUAUGGAUUAUCUGUAUCAGCGGGUUGUCGGGAGUGAGAAGAUGGGGGGUGUCGAGAGGAUUUAUUAUCCGGGGGAGAUUGAGCAGAUUACGAGGGAUAAGCGGUUGGUGGAGGGGAUUCCGUUUACGAGGGCGGAGAUUGAAGCUUUGAAUGAGGAGGCAGAGGUUGUGGGGGUGGAGAGGUUGAGGGUCGAGUAG